GGCCGAAGUUACUUUUUUUCUUUUUUGUUAGUUAUAAAGCAACCUAAAAGUAGCUCCUCGAUAGGCCAUCUUAUGCAUUUCUAUACAGGGGAUCAUGAUGAUGACGGCUGGAUUUUUCCGUUUGCUCGAUGAUCUUCCCAAGAUAUUUUGGCGCUACCCAGUUUCGUUAAUUGGUUACGGUGCAUGGGCAUUGCAGGGAUCGUACAAGAAUGAUAUGCUUGGACUCGUAUUCGAUCCUCUUGUGCCCGGGGAUCCAAAAAUAACGGGCGCGCAUGUCAUAAAGUUUUUGUUCAAAAUACCGUUGGAUCAUUCCAAGUGGUGGGAUUUGUUUGCCGUGUACGCACUUAUAGUAUGUUAUAGACUCCUCUUCUUCAUCAUUCUCAAGUUGAGAGAAAGAGCGGCACCUAUUUUUCACUCGCUUUAUGCAAAGAGAACAAUGCAUCGCAUCAAAAAGCGCCAUUCUUUCAAGAGGAAGCCAUCCAUUUCUUCCAAGAGGCACCAUAACCUCCACCCAUUAUCUUCUCAAGAAGGUCUAAACUCUCCGAUACCCUAGAGGACUGAAAGACGAGCAUGUCUACAUAUCACACUUGAUUUUAUUCCGAUAUCUUAUGUUCACCAUGUUCUCUUACUAACAUAUAUUGUUGUUUUUCACGGUUUAAAGUUGUAUUUGGCUUGCGACGUAAUAAAUGCUUUUAAUAUCCAAAAGAAAUACGCUAAAAGGUUGGAUUUAGACUCAUGUACAAAAUAUAUUUGUUAUUCUUCCAUAAUAUAAUAUGUAAUACUAAUAACGAGCAUGCCGCUCGAGGAGUUUCUCUUA
Olea europaea var. sylvestris is the source of this 817-nucleotide messenger RNA. RefSeq names its product ABC transporter G family member 15-like. The coding region runs from base 95 to 553 and encodes 152 amino acids. The transcript has 2 exons. Lineage: Eukaryota; Viridiplantae; Streptophyta; Magnoliopsida; Lamiales; Oleaceae. The record is from RefSeq and is a predicted model, not a curated record.